UAUGCGUAUAUAUAUAUGUAGAGAGAGAGAGAGAGAGAGAGAGCGUUAUUUGCGUGCAGAAUUAUAGAAAGAGAAAGAUCCUCUAUUCUCCUCUCUUCUCCUCCUAGAAAAGAGGACAAACUUGGGCAUCUUCUUCUCUGCCAAACUACAUCCAAAUUAUUUUCAAAGCACAGAAGAGCUUCUCAAUAAUCUCUUUUCCUCAGACUUUGGAAGCCCCACAUGGGUUUGGAGGACCAUCUCUAAUUAUUAAAGCCAAGGGAAAAAAGGACGUGUUCUUGGGUCAGCCGGUGGUGGCGAUACGUGUCUAGCACUGCUCGGGCUGUCAAUCAACGUGUUGAUUUUGACAGCCCGAUUUUAUUGGAAACAUUUCCCCAAACCCUGGACCAGGUGGUUCUGGGAUUGCUGGGUCAUUAUAAUACUUGUUGAAUUCAAAUUUGCAGUUUUUUCGGGAUUUCUAUUUUUUGGCGAGUUGGUAAUUGUUGUGUAUGAGCGUUUCUUUGGCUCUGGUAUGAGAAAUUGUGAAGUUUGUGCACAAUCAUGGGUUCCUUGUCGGGAAUCCUUCAACGACCUGUAAUUGCGGCUGCUGCUGUUGCCAUAGCUUCUGUUUCUGCUGAUAUUCAUGAUAAAUUGCGGCUUCCCAAAUCAUUAGAUUCUAGUUCCUCCUCAGGAAAAUCCCAUUCUUUUAUUUCUGAUUCAUUAGAAGAAAUAAAGUCAUCAUGUGUCUCUAACAUAUCAGUUUCCAAGCUUGCAAACUUGUCAUUUAUAACCAGAAUACCAGUACCUGUUCCUAACAUAGCACAACCAAUUCCCAAUUCUGAUCGUAGCUUUGUUCCAAAAUUUUUGGGUUCUCUUGUUGCUUCUACUCCUGCUCUGCUCAACUCGUAUCAGUCUGCAGAAUUGGCCAAAUCUGCAAAACCAACUGCAUAUACACAUUCUGUUCCCACCUCUAGCUCAUCAUCAGAGGUUCUGUACAGAUGGCAUCUACCGGAGCCUAAGGCCGUUGAUAUAUCAGGUAAUGCUGAUUGUUCAUCAGCGAAGUCCAGGACGGUAGUCAUUUUACUUGGAUGGUUAGGUGCAAAGCAAAAGCAUCUAAACAGAUAUGCAGAGUGGUAUACCUCAAGAGGGUUUCAUGCCAUUACAUUUACUUUUCCUAUGGCUGAGAUUCUCAGUUACCAGGUUGGUGGAAAAGCUGAACAACACAUAGACUCUCUUGUUAACCAUCUUGCCGAUUGGAUGGAGGAGGAGUAUGGAAAGAAUCUAGUUUUUCACACUUUUAGCAACACGGGAUGGUUAACAUAUGGAGUUAUUCUUGAAAAGUUUCAGAAACAGGAUCCUUCUCUAAUGGGAAGAAUUAAGGGAUGUAUUGUGGAUUCUGCUCCUGUUGCAGCCCCUGAUCCACAGGUUUGGGCUUCAGGUUUCUCUGCUGCUUUCUUAAAAAAGAAUAGUGUGGCAACAAAAGGAGUCAGAAGCUCAGAUGAACCAGGUGUGAAUUUGUCAAUUGGUGCAACAACAGUUGCAGAAGCUAAACCUGCAGUGACUGAAGCAGCUUUGCUAUUAGUGUUGGAGAAGUUCUUUGAGGUGGUUUUGAAUCUUCCUAAAAUAAAUAGGAGACUCUCUGAGGUAUUGGGCUUGUUGACAUUGAGGCAACCAAGCUGUCCGCAGUUAUAUAUUUACAGUUCUGCAGACAGAGUGAUUCCUGCAGGAUCUGUGGAGUCUUUUAUAGAAGAGCAGCGGAGGACUGGGCAUGAGGUCAGGGCUUGCAACUUUGUUUCCACACCCCAUGUCGAUCAUUUCAGAAAUGACCCAAAAUUAUAUUCAACUCAGCUCACCCAAUUUUUCAAUGACUGUGUGCUUGCUUCUUGCGAACAUUCUUCCUAAAUAGAUUGCAGAUCAGCUCGUUGAUUCUUCUUUUGGCCUAUAGGUUUAAUACAUAUACAAAUGAUAUUUAAUUCAUUUUGUAGAGGUUGUGAAUGCAACAGAGGAAGAAUAAUUGCCUCUUUUUCUAUUUUUAGUUUUUUUUCCCCUUAUUUAUUCCUUUUUGGAUACUCAUGUUGUUCACUAGUCAUAAAAUUGAUCAAAUACAUAAACGAGUCAUCAAAUUUGCAGUCUUUGGUAUUAUGUUGUUAUUAGAAGUAUGGAUUGGUGUGUGUUGGAUUGAUUUC
This is a messenger RNA of Camellia sinensis, 2162 nucleotides long. RefSeq lists its product as uncharacterized. Lineage: Eukaryota; Viridiplantae; Streptophyta; Magnoliopsida; Ericales; Theaceae. The record is from RefSeq and is a predicted model, not a curated record.